AUGGUGAAAUCGGACCCCUUGAAGUAUCUCCUGACGCAACCAUUACUCUCCGGGCGGUUGGCAAGAUGGCUACUGCAGCUAUCCAAAUUCGACAUAACGUGCACAACCCCAACAGCGAUCAAGAGUCAGGCUGUCAUAGAUAGGAUGACUCAGUUUGGCAGGAUGGGCCUAAAUGGAAAGCAAGAGAUGCGCGGAGACCUGCCUGAAAAUCAGUGUUAUGUCAUUGCCAACGAAGUCGAGGGGACCUGGACCUUAAGAUUCAACGGGUCGGCCACAGCCACAGUUAGGGGAAUGGUAAUUGUGUUGAUAAGUCCUUGCGGGCACACCACCACUUUGUCUCACCAAAUAACAUUCCCGUGCACCAACAACAUCACAAAAUAUGAAGCAUUCCUGACGGGAUUGGUCACCGCUAGGAACAUGGGAAUCAAGAAGCUCAAGGUCAUAGAAGACUCUAAUUUGGUGGUAAGACAAAUGAAUGGUGACUUUGCCGUUAAAGAACUAGCACUGGCUCCCUACCGAGCUAUGGCCCAACGGAUAAUUGAGAAGUUCGAGCAAGUCAUCAUCGAGCAUACUCCUAGAUCGGGGAACCGCUAUGCGGACGCACUGGCAACACUAGGCUCAAGACUCCAUUUUAGUGGGGAAAUAGAAAGUGUAGCUGUCUUAAAAAGGGAUGCUUCCAUCAUUCAAGUAUUCGAAGAACACAUGAGGAGGGAGGAUGCAGCAUCACCCGAAAUAGACUGGCGGACGUCAGUAAGGGACGCACUCACUGCACCUGACAGAAGUCUUAAGGAAUUGAAAGAAUAUGUCCUCCUUGCAGGAGACCUGUAUAAAAGGCUCCCAGGCGGGGUCCUUGCCAGAUGCAAAGGGGAAGAAGAAGCCCGAAGACGGAUGGAGGAAGUCCACAAGGAGAUAUGUGGGGUCGAUAUUGUCAUAAGCCUCUACCGCAGGUUGUAA
This is a messenger RNA of Morus notabilis, 954 nucleotides long. RefSeq lists its product as uncharacterized. Gene Ontology annotation, molecular function: nucleic acid binding; RNA-DNA hybrid ribonuclease activity. Bases 1 to 954 code for a protein of 317 amino acids. The record is from RefSeq and is a predicted model, not a curated record. Lineage: Eukaryota; Viridiplantae; Streptophyta; Magnoliopsida; Rosales; Moraceae. The transcript has a single exon.